This is a messenger RNA of Serpula lacrymans var. lacrymans S7.9, 315 nucleotides long. RefSeq lists its product as uncharacterized. The coding region runs from base 1 to 315 and encodes 104 amino acids. Lineage: Eukaryota; Fungi; Basidiomycota; Agaricomycetes; Boletales; Serpulaceae. The record is from RefSeq and is a predicted model, not a curated record. The transcript has a single exon.
AUGGCGCACUCUGAUGACAAACAUGACACUAGCGACUCUGACAAUCCCAGCGAUUUCAUCACCACUGAUACAAGCUGUCAGACAGCAUCAGAACACACUCUUCAGAAACAAGGUAAUCUCCCUAGACCUGCCCAGAUCAACUGGACCAAUUCUCAUACAGAUAUACUGGUCGAGUGGCUGGAAAAGCACCCUAAAUACAGAUAUGUUCUUUUUUCAGAUUCUACUGCCAUUGCAAAAAAAGAAAACUGGGAAGUGUUGAACUACCAAGUACAUGAAAGCUUCAUUGCAUCGAAGGAUAGCAAGGCAUGUUUUUAA